AUGAUCAACGAGCCAGCCGCGUACGCAGCCUGGUGCUGCUUCGUGCCGAACGUGCUCACCUCGGUCGCGAUCGAGACCGCGGGCACGGGCGGCGCCAUGGGCGGCGGCGACCCGAGGGUCGACCCGUCUUUUGGCAUGCUGCAGGGCCUCCUCGAUCCGCAGCGCUUCCGAAAUGUCGUGCUGAACCUGAAGAAAGGCAUCUACAUCGAGCCGGGCGGCGGCACGCGAGCCGUCGGCGCGCCGCCCGCAGUCGACUCGCUCGGCCGCACGCUCGGCGCGCUGGGUCUCCCCGCCGCCGGCACGCUCGCCACCGCGGCGGCGGCGUCUCCGGCCAUCGGCGGCAGUGCGAUGGAGCAGUACCUCGCUGAGAUGGUCGGCGUCCUCCACAACAUCGACCAGAACCUUUUUCAUAUCCGCUCACGGGUCCCUGAUCGCCUCUUCACGGGUCCCUGCUCCUCCUAA
This is a messenger RNA of Emiliania huxleyi CCMP1516, 462 nucleotides long. RefSeq lists its product as hypothetical. Bases 1 to 462 code for a protein of 153 amino acids. The transcript has a single exon. The record is from RefSeq and is a predicted model, not a curated record. NCBI's taxonomy places the organism in Eukaryota, Haptophyta, Isochrysidales, Noelaerhabdaceae.